CUCCAACAACGACGAGAUCCCCGGUGAGACCCCCGGCGCGUACAUCACCGCGCUGGCGUUCACCUGUCCCGCGGCGAGAUCGGCUUCGCACCGCGCCUCGUACGUGCCCACCUGGCAGUACAGGUACCACGGCAGCUUCCCCACCGGCAACCCUAACUUCCCCGACCCCGGCGCCUUCCAUGGCUCCGAGCUGGCGCAGGUGUUUGGUACCUACAACCGCACUUCCGCCACCCAAGCCCAGCGUGAGAGCUCAGAGUAUAUCCAGGGUGCCUGGGCCACGUUCGCGAAGAACCCCACCAGCGGCCUUACUGCCCUGGGUUGGCCGACGUACAAGCGAGGCGAGAAUACGCUGGUGAGACUGGCGUACGAUAAUGUUCCCGGAGCCACGUUCGUGGACCCCGCGACGUACGAGGGACCGUGCUCGGGCCUGGCUGCUGCCUAAGUUUUGACGGCGACUUGAAAUGUUGGGAUGGCUAUGUGUAUCUAGCGUGUUUGUAAUAGUUGAUCUGCGCAUUUAUUGGAAUAAAAAAAGGUUGAUAUCCAUACUUUUUGCAUCGGGGUUGUCAACGGUGGUGAUGCGUCCGAGUUGCAAACAAAGCGAACGAAAUCGGGUCUUUCGAUUUCCGAAAGGACGGGUUCAAUCCGGUCAGGACAGGUUUGGUAGUGAAAGGCUGAAACCGGAGUGGCUCGAAAUGCCAGUCAACUUGAUUGCCGUGACAUCCCCAGACCAUUCCAGUUCCAUCCCCAUCUCCAUCUCGCAUAGGUAUCAUCCGGUAUCAAAUCGAACCUCCUCCGAGGUCCUUAAAACACUCCCGCCCCACUCCACUCCCAUCUCCUACCCCCACCCUUUCCCCGUCACCGUCACCAUCACCGUCACCAUCAUCAUCACUUUCACCAUCACCCUAACCAUGACCCGCCCCCAAACCCAAGAAGAAGCCGACUUCGAGAUGGCUUUGCUCCUCUCGAUCUCGGAGCACGAAGCGGCCGAGGCCGCAUCCAUCCUGACGAUCCGCCAGCUCAGCGAGCAACAGCCGUCGCCGCAGCCCGUCGAAGACCUGGAUAUCGACUUUGUCAGUGAUGGGUCGCCGGAUUGGCUAGAAAGGCAGAAGAGGGCUAUGGAGGGGCUGCUGGGCUCGAGUGGAAGCGCGGCUGCCAACACUCCCCGCCCUACCCCUGCACCAGUUCCUGCACCUACUCCUGCUCCUGCUCCUGCUCCUGCUUCUGUACCAGCCCAGGCCCCGGCCCCGACGCCUGCUCAGGCUCCUGCCCCUUCCGCCCCGGCUGGCGGAGAAAGCUGUACUGCCUGUGACACCGACGGCGCAGAUAAGAAGGCGAACUGUGGGCACUUUUACUGUAGCGGGUGUUUUGCACAGACGAUUGGUGCGAAGAAAUAUCAACUGUUCUUGAAGGCCAGGUGA
Messenger RNA from Tricharina praecox, 1418 nucleotides. RefSeq lists its product as uncharacterized. The transcript has 2 exons. Bases 462 to 1418 code for a protein of 318 amino acids. Lineage: Eukaryota; Fungi; Ascomycota; Pezizomycetes; Pezizales; Pyronemataceae. The record is from RefSeq and is a predicted model, not a curated record.